CCGGUCACAGCUUUAGUGCGUAGUUUGAAUAUUGUUGUUUACUGAUUACAACAUCAAAGAUUGUAGGUUAUGGUUCUUUUCUCAUAGGUCUUCUUGACCUCUUUUCUUACAAGACUUAAAUAGAACGUACAGCAUGUUUGUCUAGGAAACAGACCACGUUAUGGCUCAUUGAAAUGCAGGAAGAUGUAGUUGUCGUUGUGGUGAGACAGCACUGCCCCAAAGAGUCAUAGUAAGGAGGGGCUUGAGUGGGAAAAAAGGCGCAGAGAAAGGCAGGGGUCCACACAUCUGAACAGACAGAAAUCUGGUGAACCUCAAAUCUCAAGAAGAUAUGUCGGCGUUUAGCUCUUCAACAUGAAAGCACCAGAAGGAAUAUCCAUGAGCUCCGAUUUUCCACACUACAGUUUCAGGAUGCCAAAUAUAGGGUUCCAAAACCUUCCCCUUAAUAUCUACAUCGUGGUGUUUGGGACAGCCAUCUUUGUCUUCAUCCUUAGCCUCCUCUUCUGCUGCUACCUAAUAAGGUUACGACACCAGGCGCACAAAGAACUAUAUGCAUACAAACAAGUCAUCCAGAAAGAAAAGGUGAAAGAGCUAAAUCUGCAUGAGAUAUGUGCUGUAUGCUUGGAGGAGUUCAAACAAAAAGAUGAGCUGGGGAUUUGCCCGUGCAAACAUGCCUUUCAUAGGAAGUGCCUCAUCAAGUGGCUGGAGGUUAGGAAAGUGUGCCCGCUGUGCAACAUGCCCGUCCUCCAACUGGCCCAGCAGGCCGGCAGCACAGAGCCCCCCGCUCCUGUUCCGCAGCCUUUGCCCGGAGUUGAGAACCUGGUGUAGCAGAACUGACACGGUACACAAAAGACCCGCCCAUAAACAUCCCUUCACUGGCACACCUGGACAGCUGGGUGUGAGAGCACGGACAGAAGAAAACAAAACAGUGCUUCUGCAGCCGUCAUUAUCAUCAUCAUUGUCAUCCUCACCUCCCGUCUUUGCAUUCAUUCACAAGAGGAUUUUCUUCACAUUAGCUCCAGCCGGUAAUGAACUGUUUCUCUCAACAUGGACGAUGAGGACAAAAGCCGACGCCGAGGAGCUUUCAUUUAUGUUCUUGUCACAACCAAAGCACUUUUCUGGGGACACCAGCGACAGGAGGAAAAAAAACACACAAGCCAAGAACUUUAAUACACUAAAGUCUAUAAUUUCUUCUUUUUUUUUUUUUUUUUAAACAAGCACUUUAUCAAACCGUAAUUGCUUGUGGAUCUUAGUCCCAAGGCAAUGUUAUAUAUUUUAUCCAAUGUUUUAGUGUAAAUAACAAAUCCUAGUGUUUCAGCUUGAGUUGAUGAACUUUGAUUUAAAAACUAACAUCUCAAAGGGACAGUAGGAACUCUGCUGGUGAAUAUCAGAGAACAUGGAGAAGGGUUUGCACACAAACAUGAAGUUACAGUCAAAACAACCAAUGAAUGUUUUGGCUGACUUGAAUGUGAAGAUCUGGACGGUAACACAGUGAUGCUCUGCCACUCCAGGAGUUCCUUAAGACUUUUGCUUCAACAGAAAAUCCAACAUUCAAAGUUACUGCUGCCAACAUUAAACUGGAAUUAGCGAGUGUAGCCAAAUGCUUGGCGUGUAUACGAAGCCUCCAGGUGAUGCACAUUUGCAGAUGAUGCGUUUAUGAGAGAAAGUACCUUCACAUAUCUCUCAGCAAAGCUGAACAAACUCCUCCUCUACGUCACAACUGCACACUUUUCUAAUUUAAUUUUAAUUAGUACUGUUGCAUCAGGAGAACAGGUUUACGGUUUGGCACCUGCACCACAACCACUGCCUUCAGCAGAGCCACCAGCCCAGCUUUUGGCUGUCAGCAACACUGCCAGAGUGGGGCGGUCAGCAGGUUGCAGUGGAACAGCAGUUUCAUUCAUGCAGGCUCACAUAUUGGACAGUUCAGCCUUUGGGCUGCAGCGUUCUGGUGCUUUCGUCUCUGCCUCUUUCUGUGCGGUACAGGGUGCUUUUGUUCUGGGCUACACUGACUCUGAGCUCUGCUUUUGUUUGGCCGCUUUAAGGAAAUUGGUGGUUUUGAGAAGUUUUUCUGCACAGACUCUUGAGUGACAUCGGAGGGGAAAAACAGUCAUCUGUAUCCGUAUGCUACCAAGAAGUGGCAAUGAAGGAUUUUUCUUUUUUCUUCUCAUGAGAAUGAAUGUUUGGUGAGAAUUAGAUCAUGUGGCGACGGCUCAAUUCACAACUGACCCAAAAAUGAAAAUAGAUUAAAUUAUUCUGAUUGCUCUUUCCUGUUGUUGGAAUAACAACCAACCAAGUAUUAUUAGGUCAUAGUAACAGACAUUGUUUAGUUCUGAAUGUAAAAGGCCAAACGAUGUCAUCCUCUAGCUAGAAGAAGUUGAUUCUCUUCACACAGUAGCUCGUUUAAAUGGAGCUUUUCUCAAACUGUCAUUUAGGAAAGAGCUUACAACGUUAUCAAGGUUUGUCUGUGCUUUAAACGCUUUGUAAUGAAAUAAAAUAGAGAAUAAUUGAGAAUUAACAAAAAGUGUUGAAUUUUAAUGAUUUGAACUAAACUAUCAAUGCAGUAAUACAUGUUCUUAGUAUACCUCUUCAACAAAUCUGAUUGUAGCUUUACCUGCACUCAGUUGGAUGGUUUUAUUUUUAGCACUGUUACAAAGAGAGCAAUGUUUAAAAAAAAAAAAAGUUACGCUGCAUUUUGCUCAAGCAAAGUGUUGUCUCCUAACUCAAAUUUUUCGUUUCGGUUAAAUCGCUCCUCAAACAGUGGAGAGGAUGGUUUCUGGGAAUUCUCUGGGGAGUUUUCUGGGAAAAUGCUGUAAAAACACAAAGAGGUUUUAUGACUUUACACAGAGUACGGCCUCAGAUGUAAAUUUAAAAAAAAUAAGACUUUAGAUUUGGAGAGCUUUAAACAUUUGAUUUGUUAUAACUGAAGCUCUUCUCUCAACUAAUUGGAACAAAAAAGAAGUUCCCGUAGACGUUGGCAUCUUUACUGUCUUUGUUUUUUUAAAUAAUUUUUACUGCUUAAAGUACGAUUUCAUAAUCCCAGAAAUAUUUGUCUAAACAAAGAUUUGUUAGCAUUAGAUUUGUCACUGAAUGUAUGUUCUGUGUGAGAAAGAAGCAGAGAUUUAAUGUGAAAGCAUGUUACUUAACGAUGGUUACUUUGCCACUUACAUUGUUAAAUGUCGUCCAGAAAAGAAAGUUCUUUGUAAUGUAGUCAGCAGCUGACACCUUCCUGCCAUUUCUGCCUUUUUGUUUUUUCAUUCUGAUGAUCUUUUUUCUUCACCUGAGCUUCCUGACUUGCCUCCUCUGUAAUGCACCGAGCCCUUUUGAAGUGCCAACUAAAAAAAAAAACGUUAAA
Oryzias latipes (Japanese medaka) is the source of this 3349-nucleotide messenger RNA. RefSeq names its product RING finger protein 24. Gene Ontology annotation, molecular function: ubiquitin protein ligase activity; zinc ion binding. The record is from RefSeq and is a predicted model, not a curated record. Gene Ontology annotation, biological process: proteasome-mediated ubiquitin-dependent protein catabolic process. Gene Ontology annotation, cellular component: endomembrane system. Lineage: Eukaryota; Metazoa; Chordata; Actinopteri; Beloniformes; Adrianichthyidae.